This is a messenger RNA of Monomorium pharaonis (pharaoh ant), 1826 nucleotides long. RefSeq names its product T-complex protein 11-like protein 1. The transcript is spliced from 8 exons. Gene Ontology annotation, biological process: signal transduction. Lineage: Eukaryota; Metazoa; Arthropoda; Insecta; Hymenoptera; Formicidae. The record is from RefSeq and is a predicted model, not a curated record. The coding region runs from base 249 to 1787 and encodes 512 amino acids.
UCGCAGACAGAUCCGAUGUGCCGGCGGUGGAUCUGAGGGCCACACGGGAAAAGAGAGAGAAAGAGACGUGAUCUCUCCACGGUGUCGUCCGCACCGUGCAUGGUUAACCUGCGUGACUCCUGCCGGAAUUCCUGCCCGCGUGUUUUAAAGUCCGAAUCUAAACCUGUGUGGAUUAUGCUACGAUUAGUCUUUUAAAUUUUAUAUAUAUAUAAUAUAUAUCUGUAUAUACGCAUCUUACAUUCAGCACUAUGCCAGACAGCAAUAAAAAAAUGGAGAAUGAGGAUGAACAGAAACAGAAUACAAAUGACGCUGGUACAUCAAUGAACUGUGAUACUAAUGUACAUACAAAUACAAAUGUGGAAAAUAGGCAAUCAACAACAAAUUUUAUGAUGACGGGAUUAACAGCGGCGUCGCCACCAAAAUUCGUGUCUUUAGACGAAAUUAUAAAAGCUGCUAAUGGAAUGAAAAAUAUGGCCUUAGCACACGAAAUCGCAGUAGAUGAAAAUUUUCAAUUACAAAAAUUAGAACCAAAAGACGGUAGUUUUCAUAGACGAGUAAAAGAAAUAAUGCACAAAGCUUUUUGGAAUUUGUUAGCGGAACAGCUGGCCCAGGAUCCACCAGAUUAUUCGCAAGCAUUGGUUUUAAUGAAAGAAAUUAAAGAAUCACUGGAUGAACUUGUGCCGCCGUACAAUACGAGAACCAAAGAAAAUAUUAGAGAAGUGCUCGAUUUGGACUUGAUCAAGCAGCAAGCGGAGAAAGGCGUAUUAGAUUUUGAUCAUUACGCGCAAUACAUAAUCUCUAUCAUGAGCAAGAUAUGCGCGCCGGUAAGAGACGACAAAAUCAAAGAGCUGUCGAAGCAGGUGGACGUCAUUGAGACGUUCAAGGGUGUUAUGGAAUUAUUGCAGUUAAUGAGAUUGGACCUGGCAAACUUUACUAUUACAAUGAGUAGACCGAGUAUUGUUGCGGCGAGUGUUGAGUACGAGAAAAAAAAGUUUGCUGAGUUUUUAAAAGUUAAUCCGAAUGGCUUGCAAUACACAGAAAAGUGGUUAUUGAGAAACUUUGAUCCAAAGAAAGUUACAAGUUCAUCGAAUGCUGGCGCUAAUAAUGUACGACAAAUGACUCAUUCUUUAUUGACAGAGGCCUACCUUGAUCUCCUAGAAUGGGAUUUCAAUCCAGAUGCUGAGACAUUGAUGUUGGAUCAAGGAAGACUUUUGGAAUUGCGUGACAUAACCAGCAGACUGAGCAUCGUUGGUUCUGUGAUUUUAUUGGUUAAUAAUACAAUUGGUGCACCAAUUCAUGGGGUCUCAAGCUUUAAGAAGAAUAUUAAGGAACAUUUAAACGCACUGUUAGAUUCUGUACAUUCAAACAAAGAUUUAGAAACUGCAAUGCCAAAUAUUGUACUACAAGUAAAAACAGAUGUCAAAACAACAUUACGGGAAGUUGAUGCUCCUGAGUUAUCAUCAGAAUUGGAAACGCUGUUAGAAGGUCAAAUAGCCGAUCUUGUAGAUACAAAACAUAAGAUCAGAUAUCUCGUCAGUUUACGAAUUAGACAAUUCGUACAGAAAAUCAUUAAAUCGCAAUCCACUGCACCUCAACAAGUACCACCAGGCCUCUCCUCGCUGCAAGAGGAAUUAACAGCCAUCGCUGCUCGAUUUGCAAUACUUGUUUCGCAUAAUCGCAGCGUAUUCGGCGAGUAUUAUCAAGAUAUUGUUGCAAACGCGCUUGCAAAAAGCGAUGUUGAUAAUGAUAAAGAGAUGGACAUGCAUGAAACACACAUGGAAGUGUAAAAAGGAAUAAAUAAUGUGUUAAUAAAUGAUGUGAAUACA